Puccinia triticina is the source of this 1362-nucleotide messenger RNA. RefSeq lists its product as uncharacterized. Lineage: Eukaryota; Fungi; Basidiomycota; Pucciniomycetes; Pucciniales; Pucciniaceae. The record is from RefSeq and is a predicted model, not a curated record. The coding region runs from base 1 to 1362 and encodes 453 amino acids. The transcript is spliced from 4 exons.
AUGUCCAAUCCUAAUCGGCGUUCCCAUCGGCAAGCAACACGGGAAGGAAAAUCAAAACAGAAAUCGAUCGAUACUGAUUAUGGAGAAGAGAAUAGUGAGGAGGACGCACUGGAAGAAUUAACGCGCCCCCAGCUCUUGGAAAUCAAUCGCGUCUUCGAUACAAUCAUCUCAGGAAACUCAGUCAAUCAGCAGCCAACGCAUGGAGCCCCAAAAAAUAAAACAAAUAAUACUAAUUCAGAAGAAUUUCAAAACCGGAAGUCGACCUCUCCAGGUGAUCACGGCGGCGGCUUCCUCGUGGAGAAUCAAGAUCAAUUUGAAUCAAGCCAGGGCGGAUUUCUUACCGAAGAAGCGGGGGCCGAUGUUGAAGCUGGUGGAUUUCUUAUCGAUCAAACCAACGCCCAGACUGAAGGUGGUGGAUUUAUCACUGAAGAAACGGGGGUGGAAGUUGAAGGUGGAGGGUUUCUUCGGGAGGAAGCUGGGCCGGAUAGUGAACUUGAUGAGUCGAUUAACCAGAUCAAACCGAAAACAUAUCAGUCGCUCUCACUGCGAAAAGUUUCCAACUAUAUUGGGAUUCGACAGAUUCCAAACGCGCUAAAAAUGUUAAACUUACCUUACCGGAAUCGUGAGAUCUUGGAUAUUUUUGAGAACGCGGCUUCCUCGGAUGAAGACGACCGGUCUGAUGAACAAGUUCGAUCGACUGGAGCGAAACAGAAACUGAUCAGUCGACUGAAAUUCUCGAAAGUCUGUGCCGUCUUGAUGAUCGCGAAUGGGAACGAUGACAACUCAGGGAUUGAGGAAAUGGAUGAGACUGGCGCAGAGAAUCGAAGAAGAGAGCGGGUCGAAGAAGAUGGGGAUUAUAGCAUGGAUCAGGAUUCUUCGGAUCAAGCCUCCUCAGCCUCAGAUUAUCAACCUGCUUGUCCUAAAGAUGGCACUCCGUCUAGUCGAUACCGCACGCGAAGAGGCGCAAAGCAAAGCCUUCGAUCAAAAGGAACCUCCACCGCAUCUGAAUGCGAUGCUCCAGAUCUAGUGCUACCAAAAGCUCGCCCAAAACGUCGACAGGCAAAGGGUAAAAAGCCGAGACGUUUCUCUGAGGCAGAAGAUGAGGAGGAUGAGGGCGAGGUUUCAAUGCAGAGCGCUGCACUUGAAACUUUUGCCUUGUUCCUCCAGCCAACCACCAUGAAUUCUGACGUCAGUAGGCGAACGAUCGGAUUUGAAGAGAUUAGAAGGGCUGCAGACCAACUUGGGGAGACAAUAUCAGAUGAGGAAAUCAAGGAGAUGCUCAACUAUGCCUCUUAUACCAACAAUUAUCGGGUUACCUUCCAGGCAUUUGAGAAAUUGAUGAAGGAGAUCAGGACGGUAUGA